Messenger RNA from Amoebophrya sp. A120, 1139 nucleotides. The record is from the annotation of a GenBank genome assembly. Lineage: Eukaryota; Dinophyceae; Syndiniales; Amoebophryaceae.
GGGUUGUGCGCCCAGAGCACAAUAACGAACGGGAAUCCGACCCACCUUCCGGACGUGCGGGGCUGGAUCGACAACGACCCGUCCCCCCACGCGCGCGACACGUGCCAGGCGUUGUGCAACAAGAUACCGCAGUGCGUCGGAACCGGGUCGUACAUCUUCAACCAAAAUCCCGAUGGGAAGGAUAACAAUGAUCGCACGUUUUGCGAGCUGGACCUUGGCAGUUUCGUCGGGUUGGAUAUCAGCGUGUUGCCUUCCCAGUUUUACAUGAACUGGAGCGGCUACCCACAGGACAGCACGGACACUUGGGAGCUCGGCACGGUGCACACCGGGUACACAACUGGAGAGUGCUGGAGGAAGGUGAUGGGAUACCAAUAUACAGCGUCGUUUACGGCGCUCGGUAUCUCUGGCAUGAAGCUCUCCAAGAGGCUCACACUGGUGGAGGGAAGGUACGGAGACAGUGCAAGUGGGUCAUCUAUUUCCUCAGUCGACUACGACGCCGAAGCAAAAUUGGGAUCCAUCGUGUCAUAUGAAAUGCAAAAGCAUCGUACUAGUAUAAAUCGCAUGACAAAUUUCUUCAGCAUGAGACAUAAAAUUUGUCAUGCGGAUUUCGCUUGAGAAAGAAAUUUGUAAUGCAUCGAUUACUACGAGUGCGAUACUUUUGCACAGGAUGCGUCCAAAUCCGAUUUCACCACAGCUAGCUACGUCGUGCCGGCGUUUCCCCUAUCAAAUGUAAAAAUGUCUGGGUCUGGAAGAAUGCGCGAUUUGUCAUGCAGCUUUUUCAUGACCCUUGAGGUCUGUAAUGCAGGACCUAACAUGACAGAUUCUGUGCACUCUCUCUCAUGCCUAUCCUGCAUGAGAAACUCCCUCCCGACUUGGCCAAAACUGGACGACUUUUGGUAAUCAUGCAACACAGAUUUUUGUAUGCUUCAGAUUUAGCAUCACAAGUUGCAUUCUUCCAGACCCAGACAUUUUUACAGUUGAUAACCCCUCCAGUCGAACACGGAAACUGUCUUCGACGCUACUACCUCCUGGUAUUCCCCAUCACAAAGUAUGAGCCUCAACCUGUACCCAAAUACGGGGACUUCCCACGCGAGCUUCGCUUUCUUCGAAUUCUCCUUCAUGCUCCGCAGCAACUACGC